AUGUUCUCCUUCAGGAUCGCAUUCGCCAUCGUCAUGGCUAUCACAUCCGUCAAUGCUCUCCCCAAAAGCGACGAUAUCAGUGUUGACAACUGCAGAAACCAUAUCGGCGAUUGUUUCUCAAACGGCUGCGCUGGUGUCUUCUCCUUCCCCGGUGAUACCAUUGGAUCUUGCACUGCAGGCACCUUCAACGGCUGCCCUUGUGAGAAAUGUGGUAGUGGUCACGGCUUCACUGGUGGCUGCGAGGACAAUGGAUGUGGUGGCGUCCAGGGAAUCUGCUCGGCUGGGCAAUACCAGGGUUGCCACUGUGUAUAG
Molecule: messenger RNA, 312 nt
Organism: Annulohypoxylon maeteangense
Lineage: Eukaryota; Fungi; Ascomycota; Sordariomycetes; Xylariales; Hypoxylaceae
Exons: 2
Coding region: 1-312 (103 amino acids)
Source: RefSeq, a predicted model, not a curated record